UCUGACGACGGAAGAAAGACGUGCCUGAGAGCGCUCGUCAAAUCUUUACUUAGAAGUCUAGGAUGAGUUGAUUUCCGUGAAAUUCAGGAUUCCUAGCGCAUGCUUAUUUCAGGCAGCUUCAUUUUGGAGACUGUUUGGAAGUAUUCGUUCAUCGAUACGAUGAGAUUGCAGGAUAUAGGUCAGCUUUGACCUCAAUAUUCAACUGCAACAAUGCCAGUACAAGGCCCACCAUGGACAGAGUUCCUCUCAUGCCAUGUCUGUUUCAACAUGUUCGAUGAGCGGCUGCACCGUCCCAUCAGUAUGGGCUGUGGUCACACAGUCUGCAAGACCUGCCUCGCCAAGCUUCAGCAUGGCAAGUGUCCCUUCGACCAGAGUGCCAUCACUCGCAAUGUGGAUGAGUUUCCUGUGAACUAUGCACUACUACAGCUAGUGGGUGCAGCUAUCCCAGAGGAGGUCCGUGACAGGGAGGAGAGUCUCAUCAAUGCAGAAGACCUCCGGUACUAUGAAUCUGCCAAAAAAUGUAUCGAAGAUCUUGCUGUGUAUCUGAAAUCAGCAGAUUCCUCUGACCUCAAGUGUGAUGGUGCUGUGGAAGAUGAAGAUAUUGGGAAGGGAGGGCACCUGCUCAGUGGCAGUACCCUUAGUCGACCGAUGCAGCGCAAGCUGGUGUCCCUGGUCAAUUGUCAGCUGAUUGAGGAAGAGGGGCGAUCCCGGACUAUGCGGGCGUCACGGUCACUAGGGGAGCGCACAGUAACCGAGUUGAUCUUACAACACCAGAACCCCCACCAGCUCUCAGCCAACCUCUGGGCAGCCGUGCGGGCUCGAGGAUGUCAGUUCCUUGGACCAGCCAUGCAGGAGGAGGUUCUGAAGCUGAUCCUGCUGGUGUUGGAGGAUGCGUCAUCACUGUCCAGGAAGGUGCUGGUGCUGUUUGUGGUUCAGCAGUUAGAAGACAGCUACCCUCAAGCCUCCAAGACUGCUAUCGGACAUGUUGUACAACUUCUCUAUAGAGCUUCCUGUUUUAAGGUUACAAAGAGAGAAGAAGAGUCAUCGCUGAUGCAACUGAAGGAGGAGUUCCGUACCUAUGAGGCGUUACGACGGGAACAUGACUCCCAGAUUGUCCAGAUUGCUAUGGAGGCAGGGCUUAGGAUUUCCCCGGAACAGUGGUCAUCUCUGUUAUAUGGAGACACAGGCCACAAAUCCCACAUGCAGUCCAUCAUUGACAAGCUCCAGACUCCACAGUCGUUCUCCCAGAGUAUCAGUGAACUAGCCAUUGCCCUCCAGAGAACUGGUGACCCGUGUAACCUGCAGCGUCUCCGACCUCACCUGGAGUUCCUGGCAAAUAUUGACCCCAACCCAGAGGCCCCACCCCCAUCGUGGGAGAAUCUGGAAGCCGUGCUCAAGGCCCUCAGAACUGUCGUGCAGGCACUCAUCGACUUCUUCACCAACUACAGCCAGAAAAAGAACGAGCUGCUUCCGUUACAGAAUGCCCGUUACAAGACAAGCAUGUGCCGCGACCAGACACAAAGUGGCAUUUGUCCGCGAGGCAACUCAUGCACCUUUGCUCACUCACAGGAGGAACUUGAGAAAUACCGAGCCCGCAGUAAGAAGCUUGGCGUGAAAGGGACAGGAGUGAUGCCCACAUUUGCUGCCCUCAGCCCAAAAGAGAAGGCAGAGCUGGACCAGGUGACCAAAGUCACAAAUGAGAAACUAGCCUCUUAUUCAAAACUAGCAGGCAAUGUCAGCACAGGGAAGAUCCCGAGUGAAAACACGCCUCCCAAACUGAUUGACUCCACUGGUGUGACCUCACUGACACACACCCUCAACACUCUGUCAAUGUCCCCCCGACAGCACCCACCCUCGGAUCGCUCACCUGCCCCUCUUGGCCCCAACAGUGGGAUACCACGGGGCAAUCCUACCCCAAGUGUGGCCACACCUGCACACUAUCGCAAACCCAGUUUAGGAACUGGACCUGCUGUCAAGGAAACAUUUUACCACACACGUAUGCCCCAGGGAGCCACUCGAAUGUCACCCUAUGAAAUGCCAUCAGUUGAAGGUUCGAUGAUAAACCCUCAGUAUCACAUGGCUCACCGAGGCCUCCAGAGAAUGGCAGUUCCUCAAGGACAGUAUCCCACAAUGCACCACCCCCAGCAGGAUCCCACAUGCAACCCCUAUGUCAUGUGUGACCAUCAGCCUCCCGCUCCACCACAGCACUACUGCAGCCCACACGACAACACUUACGGGACAUCUCUGCCGCCAUCCUUUGACUACCCGAUGUGCUACCAAGGGGUGCCAGCAGCGCCAUACCAGUCACCAUCAACAGGAAGCCCAUACCAGGGUAUGCAGUCACUGACUGAUCUCCACAGACGCAGGAACAACAUCAUUGCACAGCUUCAUCCGAAUACAACAUGUGCUUCUGGCAAAGGGCGAUCCUUAGAUAGUCAGCAGACCUUCACCACCCCAGUUUUGAAGAAACAGCCAUUCAUUGAGGACCGUCCUCGAACCUCGUCAUCAGAUAUGGUCAAGUCUGUAGCUGACACCUACGUAGCGGCCAGAACUAUGUUCUCCCUGGCCAACUCAGGUUUGCUGACUGAAACCCAGUACAGUUUAAGCAGCAACUAUGUGCCCUGGUCUAGCGAGGACAGCUGUGAUAGCAGUGAGAAAUCAGUGACUAAGGCACUCUCAAAGACUGACUGGUAUACUUACGAAACACAGGCCUCGGACAUUGAGGUAGAUGGAGAUGAUGAGGAUGCCACAAAGUCACUGUUCAGCUGGUUUGAGGAGGAAACGGCCAACAGAGUCCCAUUGGUGGAUGAAGUGAGUGAGGUCUCGAGGGUUCCGCUUCAGUUGGAUGACUACAUCUUAGCGGAGGACCAGAAUUUCAUUCCAUUUGAUCCACCAUUGGUAUCCAGGUUUGGACCAAUCUCACGACUGUCACGUUCCAAGUUCAAGAACACAGACCCAGUUCAGGUCACUGCUGAUGAGACUAUCAAGAGGAUGACACCUGUGACUGCCGUGACGGCCAUGGACUGUCCCCUGGCAGUCGCUGCUCCUGUCCCCAGUAGGUUCAGCACUUGGGAACUGCCCACAGAGAAGACCAGGCUUGGGGAAAAUGGUGGCACUGUCUUGGGACAUCAGAUAAUGCCAGCAAACCGCACCAAGAGAUGUCUGCAGCAGGAGGUGACUCGACUUGAAAACCGUGCCCAUGGUGCCAAUACCAAGAAAGAAAGUCUAGCAUAUGAGCUGCAGGCCAUAGAUAUUAAAAUAUCAAUGCAAACUGGGCAGAAGCCAGACCCACUUGGAAGCGGAACAGAUGCCUCCCAUCUUAACCAGCUGAUGCUUCCCAUCUUCCAGUCCACCCCCAGAGAUCAAAUAGCUGGUUCCCCAGGUGUACGGGCCUCUGACCCCACCCUCACAGCCAGUGAGCAGAAGAAACUGCAUGAGUUGACUGCUACAUUUUGUAGUGUCAAUCAGAAAUGUUCAGAACAGCAGGAGAGAAUCUUGUCACAACUGCUAAAGCUGCAGGACCUUGGCAGUCAGGGAACUCACUUCCACUAGGACAUACGGACAGCUGUGUGCUCUUAUGUCAUGUAACGUUUGUGGAAACAGACAGAUGGAUGAUGGAAGACAUGGCUGCAGUUUGUGCUUGUCUGCCCAGAACUUCAGACGGGGAUUGAGUCAAAUUUUCCUAGAUGUUUGCACACAUUAUUGUGUGUGGACAAAAUUUUACCAUACACUACAAUGGGUAUGAAAUCCUAACAUAUUUGUUUGAGUUUUGUCAAAUUACCCUUCUAUAUGUCACAUUGACUGUGUGUGUAAUUGCAGGGUGUGAUAAGAAAGGCGUUUAUGAUUCAAAAUGGCCAUUACAUUCAUUGUUGUCAUUGGUUACUGGCCCUUGGGAACUUGUUGUAUUACUGUGAUGGGUAUACAUUAUGAUAUGUGUUAACUGUUGGCACUGGUCGGUAGCUGACUUGACAGUUUGUACACAGUCAUCACUAUGGAGACUGGUUUGUUGUUGGGGUAUUAUUCUCAUAUUUACUAUCUUAGAAAAUAUGAAUUGGAUAAUUAGGUCUAUUUUGACAUUUUGCUGUUAACUAUUCAUCUAUAGUUAUAGAGUGUGUACAUUUUCAUGCAAGUAAUUACUAUGUAAUUAUGAAGUAUUUCAUGAAUAAUUAUUUGUGAUAAAUAACAAGAUGUGUUUUCUCAUAUAAUCAUGAUACUCAAGAGUGGUAAUAUGGUUUGAUAUUUGCUUUACUGCUUGUGACACUUUUACUUUUAUGUGGAAAUUAGACUGUGUAAUUACCUUAUAAAGGUUUUAUUUCACAGUAUUUUCCAUUAUUAAUAACUUGUUGGUACUUUACCCCAAACCUUUAUUGGAGUUCAAAAUAUUUUUGUUGUGCUCUGCUCAAGGAUUGAACAUAUUGCGUUUGAGAUAACUGCAAAUACCUUUAAAAUUGCUUCUGUGAUGUUAAGCAAUAAGCACUUGCUCUCACUCUAGCUUAGAGUAAUUUUAGUUUGAUGUUUCAUUUGAAAUCUGUAAGACAAUACACAGGGCCUAGAUUUUCGAAGCUCUCUUAGCGCUAAGAUAGUCGUAAGUUAAUGUUAAUGUAUGGCACUUACGACUAUCUUAGCGUUAAGGGAGCUUUGAAAAUCUGGGCAAAAAGUGAAAGAGUAAGCCCAGAAGGAACUUUCAGCUGAAAUCGUUAUGAUAUUGACCUUUGGUAUGGUUAGUUAUGUUCUUACGACACACAAGUCACAUUUAUUUUGUAAAUGAAUUCCAGAUUGGUAAACAAAAAACAUGGUUUAUCUAAAUACCUUUUUGCAGGAAACAAAUUUCAGUGAAUCAAUCUUAGCAUGUUAGUGUUUAAUAUAAAAUUACAAUUAUGCAUAAAAUUAAUCUGGAAUUGGGAGCUGGAGCUCAACAACCACCUGACCAGUUGGUCGUACUGUAUCCUUUCUAUGAAAAGGGAAAACUUGAUGUUCCUUGGGUGGUUUGUGGUUCUGUUUGCCAGGAAGUAAGCUUGUAGUAAGAUAAUUAGCCAUGGAUUUCAUUUUACAAGAGUCUUCAUAAUGUAGAUAAGUAGAAUGAAUAUAUAUAUAUAUAUGUGUAAAGGAAACAUAUACUUCUUCACCUUGUACUUAUGCUCUCAUUUAGUACUGCUGUCAUAUUGUACACUGUAUGAUGUCUUGCAUUUGCAAAGUUAUGAGGAUGAAGAGUCCAAUAUUUUACUUUCUAAAUGUGCUCUAAUCUGUGGUAAUGAUAAGAGAAACUAAUCUUGGGUUGAUCAUCUUAUAUAACUAGAAUGUCAAUUAGAUGUAUUUAUCAGUGUUUUGAACAUUGGUAUUUCAGUCCAAUGUGUCCAAUGUUUCAUUUUCCUCCUUAUGUCAUGUUAAUACGGUAGACAUUUUCUUUUGUAUUUAAGUUAUUGUUUGCAGAAUGGGGUUACUUUGUACUUUAAUUUGAAAUUAGUUACUUUUUUUCAGUUUUAAAUAAUGGGUUUGGGAGGUAUCCACCCAAAUGUAUAUUCAUUCAUAGUAAGAUGAUACAGUUGAAUGAAGGUUGGUUGCUCUUCCUGUCAAGAAGGAAUUUGCCCUUUCCCCCUGUUGGAUUUGAUAAACGUCAGCAGAUAAAGAAGAAAUUAGGAAGGGAGGUAACUCCAAUGGGGUGACUAACAUCUUUUGUGGUGCUGCCACUUUUCUUAUGUUUUAAUUGGUUGUUAUUCUUCAUUUUUUUUAUUUAGGAUGAUGAUAUUCAUUUAUGUCAGAUUUUCUCCAGGUCAAGGAAUUUUGGAUUUGACUGUUUGGAUUGUAUUUCAUGUGUUGAAGGGCAUUAAUACAUUUAUGCCUUUUUAUGUAAUAUUUAGAAGGCUGUCAAGAUGUAUCAUCAAACCUGAAAAAUGACUCAACAAAGACAUUCUCAAGUAUGAGGUGUGGAGGGGAAAUGUAGCACCUUUGGAAGUUCUGAAACUUUAGUCUGAAGUCAGGUUUUGCAUGAAUAUUACAAUCACUGUUGACAGAAGAAACAGGGUUUGAAACAGCCCAGCAGUCCGUUCCACUAAGCCAUCGUAGUAUGACUGUUACAGGUCUUAUAGACUGGGAGUUGGAUUGUUGUGUAUUGAUCGUCUUUGUGAUCUGUCGCACAGAAAAGAGCCACAGAAAGAUCAUUCUUUUUGUGUAAAAAAAUAGGAAAAUGACUUUUUUGGUAUUUUCCCGAUAUAAGCUGUGAGGAAUGUAAACAGUCAUUUGUGGCACCUUUUGAGAGAUGCCUUGACAGUCUUUCAGUUCCGCUUUGCUUGAAUUGGGUUAUGCAUUUAGCCUUGAAAUUGUGAUGGAAUUCUUAUCAUAUAAGAUAUUUGCCUAGCUUGUCUAAGGCACCUUGUACACUACGUGUAUCUCUUUUUAAGGUGUCCGUAGUUUGUAAUGAGUGUUCUAUCUUGCCCACAAUCAUCUGACAGGGCACAGCUAUUGCAGAUAAAUCAUUUUGCAGUUGUCAUCUGAGUUCACAUAAUUCAGAAAUUGAUACGGCUCAUACACGUGAACAUAUUUGGCUCCCAAGACAAGAUACUGUCAGCGAAAUUGUUGUCUGUAUUAAGUGACUUUUAGGGUUCUUAAGUUCUGAACAUGGUUUUUCUCAAUUUCAAAUAGCUGUAUUGAUCUUGCAAAUGCUUAUAAAGGCUUUCCAAGAGCCAAUAUAUGGCCUUUGUCUGGGUAAUACAUUUGAUUUGUCAAUAGAUUAUUUAUCACUUUUGUCAGGAUGGAAGUAUUUUAGAUAUUUUUGUGGGGUUUCUAUAAGGAACAGUGAUACACUCACAAAGUGGAAUAUUUGAAAGUGUUCUCAGGACAACCUUAGGUUAAAAUUCUUUUUGAAAUUGGUUAAUUCCGUGUGUAGUUUUGCUGAAAGUGGCAGAUGCCAGGUGAUUGUGUAAUAGCAUGUGCUUUGUCAGUGUUGAUGCUUGAGUAUAACAGGAUGUGCAAGGAUACACCAUUACAGGGCAUCAGUGACAUGCUUACGUCACUUCCUGUCAGAACCCUGAUGUAGAUGUGAGAUAUAACCUGUAUCACAUCUUUGCAGGGAAUUACUGUAGAGGGAUAAACCACAUGUUCUAUGUGUGGAAGACAUAUUGCUGUCUGAGGGCAUGGUUAAAGUUAACAAGUAGACCAAAUUGCAUCACAAAACUGCUUAAGAUUGUAGAUACCAUUGGGCUAAUUCAUCUAGCCUGCAAUUUUGGCCUUAACAUGUUAUUUUCAAUGAGACAUGAUAUGUGGUCAAAAUCUUCAUAUGUGGUUUAUUGUAUAAUUUGAUCAACUUUGAUAUACUAAGGGCACCAUGUCCUAACAUCUUACAGGCUCUUCAGGGACUGACGUAUGCACUGUUGGAAACAAUUUUGAUUUUAUAUUGUGCUUGAUUUACCAAAGCACAGAAAUGCUUCGAUCAAGGUGUGAUUGUGAUCAGAUGAGAAUAUGAAGGAGAUUUGCUCUAAAUAUUUGCGGUUUACUUUCCACAAUAAAACUGAUACUACCAAA
This is a messenger RNA of Haliotis rubra (blacklip abalone), 7518 nucleotides long. Its product is annotated as roquin-2-like. NCBI's taxonomy places the organism in Eukaryota, Metazoa, Mollusca, Gastropoda, Lepetellida, Haliotidae. The coding region runs from base 211 to 3552 and encodes 1113 amino acids. Gene Ontology annotation, molecular function: metal ion binding. The record is from RefSeq and is a predicted model, not a curated record. The transcript is spliced from 18 exons.